This is a messenger RNA of Siniperca chuatsi (mandarin fish), 2965 nucleotides long. RefSeq names its product tetraspanin-5. Lineage: Eukaryota; Metazoa; Chordata; Actinopteri; Centrarchiformes; Sinipercidae. Gene Ontology annotation, cellular component: membrane. The transcript is spliced from 10 exons. The record is from RefSeq and is a predicted model, not a curated record. Gene Ontology annotation, biological process: protein localization to plasma membrane; protein maturation; regulation of vascular endothelial growth factor signaling pathway. The coding region runs from base 359 to 1177 and encodes 272 amino acids.
AUCAAACAACAGCCAUGUUUAGAUUUAGGGUCAAAUAGAAGACCAUCGGCUUUAAUCUGGUAGACUUUAGUGGAUUUAUUUCACCGUUAUACCUUUGGAGAUCCAUAUCGGAAAUAAACUGAUAUCUUUACUGAUAUUGACAGACUAAACGCUCCUCUGCGGCUUCAUCUGCACCUUUUGUCAGCGGAAAUACAGGAUGAUGUUUAUAAUUAGACGCCAAAACAACUGACGGAGCGUUUGUCGAGGCUUGGAAAAAUAAAAAAAGGUGUUUUCCACAGCCAGUGCUGUCAAACAUAAGAGGACCAUAGAUGUGAUUCCUUCCCACUGCGGGCGGCGUUCAACUACAAAAUCCAUCCAAAUGAUGUCAGGAAAGCAUUUCAAGGCUCAUGAAGUGAGCUGCUGCAUCAAGUAUUUCAUCUUCGGAUUCAACAUAAUAUUCUGGUUCCUUGGAGUGGCUUUCCUGGGCAUUGGGUUGUGGGCAUGGAGCGAAAAGGGUGUUCUCUCCAAUAUCUCGUCUAUCACAGACCUGGGGGGUUUUGACCCAGUCUGGCUCUUCUUGGUGGUGGGUGGUGUGAUGUUCAUCCUCGGAUUCGCUGGUUGCAUUGGAGCGCUGCGAGAAAACUCUUUCUUGCUCAAAUUUUUCUCCGUGUUCCUGGGUAUCAUCUUCUUCCUGGAGCUGACUGCAGGAGUCCUGGCCUUUGUCUUCAAAGACUGGAUCAAGGACCAGCUCAACUUUUUCAUUAACAACAACAUUCGGGCCUACAGAGACGACAUUGAUCUGCAGAACUUGAUAGACUUCACCCAGGAAUAUUGGGAGUGUUGUGGAGCUUUUGGAGCUGACGACUGGAAUUUGAACAUCUACUUCAACUGCACUGAUUCAAACCCGAGUCGUGAGAAAUGUGGAGUGCCCUUUUCCUGCUGCACCAAAGAUCCAGCCGAGGAUGUUAUCAACACUCAGUGUGGCUACGACAUCCGAGCAAAAACGGACUCUGAGCAGCGGACUUUUAUCUAUAUCAAAGGGUGCGUUCCUCAGUUUGAGAAGUGGCUUCAAGACAACCUGACUGUGGUGGCAGGCAUCUUUAUUGGGAUUGCAUUACUACAGAUUUUUGGCAUCUGUUUAGCACAGAAUCUCGUCAGCGACAUUGAAGCCGUGAGAGAGAGUUGUUUGUUUACCUAAGACCUCCACAGAAUUUCCAAAGGCAAGAAGGAUGUACCAGGGCUCUGCAGUUUGGACGCCAGCAAUGAAGGGAAAUACAUUAAUCAGCUAAUGUGUCCAGAACCAAGAGUCAUUCAUUCAUAUGUAAAUAGUAAAUUUAGAGUUAUUUUUAGAGUUAUUUGUAGCCAUAUUUUUGAAUGAAGCACAACCUUUAAAAUGUAUUGUAGCUCUCAUACAGCACAAAUUAAACAAAUGCAAUGCUGUAAAUGAGGAGCUGAGGGGGUCAUAACUUGUAAACAGGAUAAACGAAGGUAGAUUGGAUGUUUUAUCAGAGGUAGAGCUUCAUUCAGAAAAGGGCCUUGGUUUUAUAUGUCUCACAGCUGCAGUUUUUAAUACUGCAUGUAAGGGUUGUGUACAAAGAUAAAAGUGAUUCUGGAAAUGCACUGCAUGCCUCUUGUCUACUGGUAGGACAUUGGCUCUCCUAAAUGUAUUUCAUUAAUAUUAAGUAUUAAAAUAUUUGUAGUCACUAGUUUGGAGUGAAUCGGCUGGUUAGCACUUUCUUGAAUGUUUAAUGGAAUCUACUUAAAGCGAGAAGAGAAUUAACUUUAGAUUUAUUACCUUCUGCGGCAUCAUGCUCAUAUAAGCAGUAAGAGUUUUUGUGGGGCUGAGGUGGAUAUAGUAACAUGUAGUAUCGUGAAGGGAUAUGAUGGAUGUUGUAGGCUUUGCAAAGUUGCAGUUUGUUUAGAGUUAUGGCAGUGACAUUAAAAAAAUGUCUAAAUAUAUUGAAGUAAGUAAGUAACUAAAUCGAAACUCAGCCUUAAGCACUUUAAUCGUCAUAUAAGGGUGAUGAAGCUCAUUGCAGUUUCUGUCAUGGCCGACUGUUAUUUUAGACAAGCAGCAGCCACUCGAGGGGGCACUUUUCCUUAAAAACUUGCAAACUGCAUCUGUAACUACAUGAUGCGCCAUAAUGUCAGAUAAUUUGUCCAAAAGCAGCUUGACAGAAAAUGUGUUGAGCUAUUCCUUGCACAUUACCAUAUCUUACUGUCAGUGUUCAUUCAUUUUCCUCUAUUUUUUAAUUGUUGCCGAUGUGUUUCUUUGAUGGAAUCUGCCUAUUUGAUGAGAUACCUUUGUUGGUUUUGUUUCUUUUUGAUCUGUAAGUUUUCACUGGAAAAUUAGGAUACAAGCUAUUUCAAAGGCUCAUCAUGAAUGGCAUGCUGGGACUGCUUGGUGGUACUUAACUGAACAUAGAAAUGAUUUAUAGCCUACAUACAUACUUUACUUGAAAGUGGAGCACACAGGCUCUCUCACCAGCAUUAUUUAAAAAUGGAAACUGAGUUACAGCUUAUAGUUUUUAAUUUCUAGACAUUACCUUGAAGCAUAUAUUAUUAUAUUUUGUGUAAUAACCUUUAAUAGAACUGCAUAGCAUGAAAGUAAAAGCAGCCAUUUUAUGUAAAGGCUGCGUGAACCUGCAGCAGGUUACACAGAGCUUCUUCUUUGCAGUCAAAACUUCUGCAGCCUUGAUGAACUGAACUGAACAUCCUUACACAAAAUAUAUUUAAAAAAUACAUUUCUGCAUUGUGAAAUCUUAUAAAUGUAAUACAGCAGCAAGGGGAGGGCAUAAAUCCUUUUUUCCCACUAAAAUCUCUAUAUGACUUUUUCUUACCACUCAGUGCCAUAUUUGUGAUUUCUGCUUCUACAUACUCCUGAUUAUAACGUUACUUUUGUUUCAUGUGUACUCCCGAUUCUUGUAAAUAACUGGAUUGUGACAAGUUGUAAAUAUAUAUCUGAAUAAAUGUGGUUCUUUGUAAA